Messenger RNA from Penicillium griseofulvum, 822 nucleotides. Its product is annotated as Ser/Thr protein phosphatase superfamily. Bases 1 to 822 code for a protein of 273 amino acids. The record is from RefSeq and is a predicted model, not a curated record. NCBI's taxonomy places the organism in Eukaryota, Fungi, Ascomycota, Eurotiomycetes, Eurotiales, Aspergillaceae. Gene Ontology annotation, molecular function: hydrolase activity. The transcript has a single exon.
AUGUCCACAUUCCAGAUAUUAUCAGAUUUGCAUCUUGAAACUCCCUCUGCAUAUGAUGUGUUCAAAAUCUCUCCGAAAGCACCAUAUCUUGCCCUCCUAGGUGACAUAGGAGUUGUCAAGGACGCAGACUUCAUUACAUUCAUCGAAACCCAGUUGCGCCAAUUCCAAAUUGUUUUCUUCCUACUAGGGAAUCAUGAACCCUACUAUUCAACCUGGGAGGACACAAAACAAGCCCUUCAUCAAUACUCGGCGUCUGUCGAUCGUCGGCGUUUAGCUAUGGAACAUAAUGGACGUCCGGAAACUCUGGGUUCUUUCAUUUUCUUAGAUCAGACACGCUACGAUCUCUCGUCAGAUGUGACUGUGCUGGGCUGUACACUCUUCUCGCGAGUGAGCGAGGCCCAUAAAGAGCACAUUAGCUAUGGUCUCAACGAUUUUUAUAACAUAAAGCAAUGGGCCGUUGACGAUCACACAGCUGCUCACGAAGCAGAUUUGGAGUGGUUGAAUGGACAAGUUUCUCAUAUCGCUUCCUCUGAGCCUCAUCGUAAGAUCGUGGUUUUUACGCAUCACAGUCCAGUCACUCAGGAUCAACGGGCAGUUGAUCCAAAGCACGCAAAUAGCUCGCUAUCGUCGGCCUUUGCCAGCGACCUGUCAGGGCAGGAGGUUUGGGAGAGUCCGCUGGUACGAUUAUGGGCAUUUGGGCAUACACAUUUCAAUGUUAGUUACAUUGAGGAUGGUACCGAGAAGCUGGUUGUCAGUAAUCAGCGCGGCUAUUACUUUUCUCAGGCACGGGGAUUUGAUGGGGAAUUUGUAGUUGGAGUCUGA